Cotesia glomerata is the source of this 3831-nucleotide messenger RNA. RefSeq lists its product as uncharacterized. Gene Ontology annotation, biological process: DNA integration. NCBI's taxonomy places the organism in Eukaryota, Metazoa, Arthropoda, Insecta, Hymenoptera, Braconidae. Bases 1 to 3831 code for a protein of 1276 amino acids. Gene Ontology annotation, molecular function: nucleic acid binding; zinc ion binding. The record is from RefSeq and is a predicted model, not a curated record. The transcript is spliced from 7 exons.
AUGGGUCCUACCAGACUGGAAAGAGCUAAUGUAGACAAGCAUCAAGAGUAUGCUGAGUACAUGAGAACAAGACUUACAGAAGAGGCUUCUGUUUCUAAUCCGGUUAAACCAAUAACAACCGCAAACAGUGGGAACUCACAGAUUAUGAGUGGGGCUACAAGACAAAGUUCCACAGAGGUGUCGAGCGCGGGAACAAGCUCAUCAGAUGCUCAAGGGAAUAUUGACAAUUUACAGACGACGAUUGCAAGUGUAAAUGCGCUUGCGGCGAAACUUAACUCCAACGAUGGAUUGCAGAACACAACUGGAGGACUGCUAAAGGAGGUAGUAGACAGGUUGUGUAAAGUUCAUUCUCACAUGCUAGAGGUGGAAAAAAGUAGAUUGAAGAACAUGCAAACUCCAGAGCAAAGAGGAUCCGGACCAAGUCAAGAAGUUUCUAAUAGCAGUAACUUGGUACCGAAAAUUCAGAGACAGUACAAGUUGACGUCCAAGUCCAAUUAUGAAGUAUGGAUUGACUGUCUGAACACAGAGCUGACAAGUUGGGGGUUGCUUGAUCUGAUUGAUCCAAACCAAUCAGUGCUGACUGGACUAUCAGAGUUGGAGAUUAAGCUGAGGAAGAACUCAGUGAAAGAUAUCAUCAUAAAUCAUAUAGACGAAGAAUAUCAUAAGAGGAUCCUGGGCUUGACAGAACCUUUAGAUAUCUUGAAGAAAUUAAGAGACUGUAGAAAAGGAGAAGUCAGCUCAACACCAACCUCUAUUAGGACUCAACUGUACAAUCUGAGAAUGAAUAAAGAUGAACGUGUACACAAGUUCUGUGAGAGAUUUGAUCAGAUUAUCAUAGAACAUGAGAUGAGUGACGACCCCAAUAAACUAACUGACCAAGAGAAGCGCUCAACAUUUUAUCAAGCCAUUAUAGGAGCCAUGCCUGAAGUCAGGCGUACGGAUUCUGCUGUCAUCUCAACCACUGGUAAAGAGAUGGACAUGGAGGCAUUGAGAAAGACUAUGUAUCGUAUACAAGAAGACAACGAUGCAAGUAAAGGAAGAGGCGUUGAUAAAAGUGUUGCAGCGUCAAGAGUACGAGUACAAAAAAGUAAAAACAACGGUGACAAGUGCUUCAGAUGCAACCGAACAGGACAUUGGCAAGACAAGUGUCCAUUAAAUGGGACAAAUAAGUGGGCUUGCUAUGUAUGUAACUGCAUUACUGAUCAUAAGAGUGAAGAUUGCCCAGGUUCUUACAAGAGACGCUUUGGAGACAACAGCAACUAUGAACCUCCAGUUAAAAGAAACAAGUUGAACCCACGUCAACAAACACGAGGAAGCAACUCUAGAAGCAGAGGCAGCAACUUCAGAGGUAAUCCUAGAGGAAACAUUAGAGGAGCGUCUAAUGGAAACUUCAGAGGUCGAGGAAGAUCAAGAGGAGCGGGAAGACAACUGACAGCGAGGAGAGCUGAGUAUGAGGAAGAGGCAGUGAGCCAUGAAGAUGGUAACGAAGUUUACGAAGAAUAUGGCGAGCCAGAAGCAGACUCAGGAGCUACGAGUCACAUUGUUCGUAAAAGUUUUAUUUUAAGCAAUUUCAAGAAAUCUGCAAAAGGUGUGAUUAAGAGCGCGAACAAAAAUGAAAUCGCUGAUAUUGUAAUAGAUGCAAAAGACAUUUCAGAGAACUUGUUGUCUUUACGUAAGUUGGCAGAUGCAGGAUUUUGCAUAUAUCUAGAUGACAAAACAUUCAGAGUGUAUGAUAGAGAAAAUAAUAAGACCCUAUUUAAAGGGGUUUAUGAACGGCCAAACUGGGUUGUUAGAUUCGAGGUGGUUAAACCUAGGUGCGCUGAAAACAAUCUGAUGAGUGAGCUUGAAAAGUACAGUUGUACAGCGUGCCUAACAGCUGACAAUGAGGUUUCCAAACAAUCGCAAACCGGUCAGGACAAUGAGUUGUCCAGGUCGGAGGGAGUCAAUUCAGAGUCCAAUGAUGCAUCUAUGACAGAUGUUGGGUCUGCGAUUGGGAGGGAGAGUCUGGAGUACCUCAUUGUCUUAGAUGAUUCAGAGAAAGCAAAUUCAGAGAAGUUAAAAUUGGAUGAACAAAAUUCAGAGGGUCAAACCAACCAAACACCGUACAAGACAGUUAAAAUUGAUGACUUAAAGAGUAUAGAGGGCUUAGAAGAUAUAAUAAACGAAAAUCCAUCAGAAAAUCCAAUCUCAACUAACAUUCUGAGUGAAGCGAUGCUAUGGCAUCAGAGGCUAGGGCAUGCUUCGUUAAACUACUUGAAAAUGAUACAAAAGAAAGAUAAGAGAUUGGAACACGUGAAAUAUGCAAACAUAUACUGUCUAAAAUCCAAAGAUGAAUCUGGUCAAGCGUUUGAAAAAUUUCUGAGCUCUGCUCGAAAUUUAUUAGGUACUAACGCGAAAGUGUGCUAUGUUAGAUCAGAUAGAGGUACAGAGUUUACAGGAGGAAAAUUUGCAGAAAUAAUGAAGAAGGAAAAGAUUGAGUCAAAUAGUGGUCCACCAUAUACUCCUGAACUUAAUGGCACAGCUGAGAGAUUCAAUAAAACUAUUCAGAGAACGAUAAGAGCGUAUCUGUGUGAUUCAGGUCUACCACAAAGCAUGUGGGAGUUCGCUGCAAAUACAGCUAUCCACACUUAUAAUAGAACGCCACAUAAGUCAAUUAAUUAUGAAGUUCCAUUAGUUAAAAUUUCACCAAACAUAAACUGUCACUUAGAGAAAAUAAAAAGAUUUGGGUGUAUAGCGUUUGUUAAAUUACCUUUCGUGGAGACAAAGUUUAGCAAUGUAUCAAUCAAAACCGUAUUAGUAGAACAUACACCUACAGGCUACAUUUUAUGGCACCCGAGCACAAGAAAGUUUUUAGAAUCGAGACACGUAAGAUUCAUUGAGAGAUUAGUGUACAAAGAUGUAUACUUGAAAAACUUGCAGAAAGACUCAAGUGGAGAGAGUAAACUAGACAAGAUUGCUGAAUUUACUGUGAGUGAUGAAACGAUGGAAGUAGAAAAUUUAGAGGUAAAAACAAUUGAGCCUAAAAAGAGAGGAAGGCCAAAGAAAUCAAACCCAGAUGUCAAUAACAAAGUUUCAGAGAAACAAAACAAAAAGAAAAUUUCGGACUUACCAACAAACAAUAUUGAUGGUCCAGUUACGAGAAGCAAAGCCAAGAAAAUUGAAGACAUAAGCUUUGCUCGUCACACGAGAAUUUCAGAGGACAAAGAGAUAAAUGAGGAUGUACUUGGGCACAUUUUAUUAGCCUCAAUUCAAAAAGAUCCAAUUAACUUCGAAGAAGCAAUGAACUCAGGAGAUGGAAAGUUAUGGAAACAUGCUAUUAAAAGAAGAAAAGUUGAAUGUAAUGGAUCAAUUAAAUAUAAGGCGCGACUUGUCUCAAGAGGAUUUAAAGACAAAAAUGUGUAUGAGCUCAAAGAAACGUAUGCUCCGGUAUCAAGGUUGUCUUUGAUUCGAGCUGUAUUAUCCAUAAUCAAUAAAGAAGACUUAGAAGCAUGUCAAAUGGAUGUUAAAACAGCGUUUCUAAAUGGGGAACUGGAAGAAGAAGUAUACAUGGAAAUACCAAAGGGUUUAGAGGUACCAGAGAAUAGUCUACAUGAGAAAUUUUCAGACGAGGCAAAGAAACUUGGCCUAGAGAAUGAUCUUCAUGAGCCUUGUCUAUUCAGUUGGAGGCUGGAAGGAAAAUUAGCUAUAGUAGUAUUGUACGUAGACGAUAUGCUGAUAGCUAGUAAUGAUUCAGAAAAACUUGACCAAAUAAAAACACACCUGGCGCGUGCAUUCCAGAUGAAAGAUUUGGGGGAACCCAAACAAUUUUUAGGCAUGACAAUACAGAGAUAG